AUGACCCAUCCUAUUUCCUCCGACGAGCGCAGAAAAAUCAUCUGGGCCCACGUCUACCAAGAGCUGCUCCGCAAUGCUAUCCCCGACUCACGCUUCAACUACGAUUUCCUCUCCUUCACACCUGAUUUCCGCGGCUCCGCGUCUGCUGUCGAUCGCGUAGUCGAGUUGCCUUGCUACAUAAACGCAAGCACGCUCCUCGUCACGUCCGACAACAGCCUCGAGCAGUUACGAUAUCGAGCACUCAAAGAUGGGAAGAGGCUCCUGGUUGCGACAUACAGACUUCGUAGAGGCUUUGUACUGUUGAAUCCAGCGAGGAUAAGCGAGGAUAAAUAUGAGCUGGCGGCCUGCUUAGACGGGAUGGAGAAGCCUGGCGUUGGCCGGGCAGUCUCGCUGGCGCAGAUUCGGGAUGAAGACCUCUGCGUAGACAUGUGCCUCAUAGGAGGUCUGGCCUUCAAUAAACAGGGUGUAGUGAUCUGGGAAGGCCAGGCGCUAUUCGAGGUGCAAUGGGCGCUGCUGCAGGACAUCAAGCGCCUGGCCUCCAAAGUACCUGUUGUCGCUGUUGCGCACACAUGUCAAGUAGUCGACGAAGCGCAGCUGGGCGUGGAGAGGAUCAACCCAGACAAAGCUGGCGAGGUACAAUGCGACUAUGUAGUAACUCCCGAGAGCAGUUACCAAGUAGAAGUCCCGUACAGACCUACUAGUGGCAUUGAUUUUGACACCAUAGACCCCGAGGCACUUAACAAUAUACCGCUUUUGCAAGAGCUGAAGGGCAUGCGGAUGAUGGAGCAAAUCAUGGCAGGUGGAGGUUUCAGUCAAGAGAAAAAGGAAGAGAAACCAGCAUCGCCAUCUGCCCAAGAACAGAUUGGCAUCGAUAUGGUUGAGAAGCUAUUGAAAGGAUAUAAGCCGUAA
This is a messenger RNA of Cucurbitaria berberidis CBS 394.84, 909 nucleotides long. RefSeq lists its product as uncharacterized. The coding region runs from base 1 to 909 and encodes 302 amino acids. The record is from RefSeq and is a predicted model, not a curated record. The transcript has a single exon. Gene Ontology annotation, cellular component: cytoplasm. NCBI's taxonomy places the organism in Eukaryota, Fungi, Ascomycota, Dothideomycetes, Pleosporales, Cucurbitariaceae.